Messenger RNA from Cottoperca gobio, 9755 nucleotides. It is a transcript of the gene tasor2, whose product is annotated as transcription activation suppressor family member 2. Gene Ontology annotation, biological process: negative regulation of gene expression, epigenetic. The coding region runs from base 108 to 5579 and encodes 1823 amino acids. The transcript is spliced from 22 exons. Gene Ontology annotation, cellular component: nucleoplasm. NCBI's taxonomy places the organism in Eukaryota, Metazoa, Chordata, Actinopteri, Perciformes, Bovichtidae. The record is from RefSeq and is a predicted model, not a curated record.
UACAGGCUACAUGGGACUUCGUAUUUCUGUUGUAAUGUUUAAAACCAGAGAGAACUGUUUUCAACGAAGGGCAAAGGGAGAAAGACAGAUUUCUUAAGUGUACAGCAAUGGAAAGUGGGAAUGGUGGUGCCUCGAGCAAAGGUGUUUUAAUACCUGUCUCAGAAAGUUCUCUGGUCUUUCUAAACAAUAUUCUGGCUCCAGUUAAAAGUGCGUACUUGUAUGAGGAGUCAAAGCAGUCUUUCAGGUAUACGUCCGCUGCCUUGGUAAAGAAUCCAGUACUGGAAGAAAAGUAUAAUGCUUUCCGAGCAAACAGAAGAGACGUAGGAUAUUCAGAGGAGGAUCUGGAGGAAUCCUAUGGGUUUUUGCUGUUUGAUGAUGUCAACAAGGCUAAUGCACUUGGUGAAACUGGUGUGCUCAUCGGGAACAGCACAUGCACAACUCUGGGAGAUCCCUCAAACGGUGUUUACAUUUCAAUGUACUCUGACUGUUUGGAUCUGAAUCGCUGGUAUCAUGGGAAAUCUGGAUACAUUGCCAUCAUCAGGCUGACAAAGGGUAGAGUGAAGAAGGUUUUAGAGAACUACACGCAGAAUCUCACCGCGCCCACUGUGGGGUUUGACUGUCAUGUGUCCGAACAGUUGCCUUCGGUAUCUUCCAAAACCAGCUCUUUUCUUGCCUUCGAGAGAACCCAGUAUUACAUGUAUGAGCUGCUAAAUGAUGACAGCAAUGUGACAACUCAAUCUCCCAGCGCUGCCUGUCCUUUUGCCAUUGUAUCAUUUUCAUAUACGGAUACCAAAGCAACACUAGUAGCACCCCAGGAGAAAAGUGAGGAGAAAAAACUUGUUUGUUAUUACUUUCCGUGGAGGGGUCAGCUUCAAAUAGACACACUGUUCUAUGACGUUGGGCUGAGGUCUACGGCAGGAGCCUUAAUCCCUGUAGAACUGCCAUCAGUGGUGAAAAUUAGCCGAGCCAUUUCCAUGUUAGAUCUGAGACAGCUGUUGCCAAAGGCCGUCUUUGAAACCUGCUUCUCUGGUGAAGUCUUUCUAGAUGGCUUAUACUACACUCUGUGUGAGCUGGUUUCUACGGGGACGGUAGAAACCCAGUCACUCUCUCUGCUUCUGCGGGAGAUCAAGGAGAAAGAUCUUGCUCUCACUAUUCAGCUGCACAGUGGUGGAUUUCUUAUCCUGCUGCACUCCUCCCAUUUUCUCACAUAUGAUGAUACUGGGUCCAAUGCAACUGAGGUUCUGCAAGGCAUGUUUGUGUUUCCAGCCUCACAUGUAAUACAGAGAGACACAAAAUGUGGACAUCAAAAGACUGCCAUGUCAUCUGAACUCCUGCGGGUUUUACCGGUGCUAAGUUAUGCAGAGGGUGAAGUUGAGAAAACACCCAUUGACCCAGGUGAAGAGCUGUGUGAAGUAUUGUCACAGCAUAUGCAGAGUUACGCAGCACUGAUAAAUCCUGGGUUGGCAUUAAGUCCCUCUAGGGAAGUCAGCAUCUUUCCAGAUCAGUAUGACGUGCCGGAUGCCCACAAGCACUUCUACACAUCCCCGGAGUGGACUAACAGGGCAUGGCAGAGCUUCAGGACAUACCUGAACAAACCAGUCUCUUUUCAAAUGCUAGUGUCCAAGGCUUCAGAAAUCCUGGCAGCUGGACAAGAGCGAAUAGAAGACCUUGAUGAUGAUGUCUACAUCUGUCUGUCAUCUCCUGAGGAGGCACCAGCUAAUCCUGUUAGCAUGGAGUCAGAAGACCAGUUGACAGGCCAGAGAUCUCCUGUAAACGUUGAAACACCUGUGGACAGUUGUAUAACAAAUGCUGAAGCACAAGUGGACUUAACAACUGUGCCUCAAAAUGUUGUAGCAGAGGAUUUGCAAGCUGGAGAUGCUACCAAAGACACUGGCAAAUUUGAUUUGACUGUGCUGAUCAAAACUGAUGACAUGGGGGCAAAAGAUCUCCCGUCUCCCUCUACAUCGGAUGACCUUCCUGCAGAGCUGAUUGUCAGCAUCACUUCGGCAGAGCGAACUGUCACUAAUGAGAGUUUAAGUAUAAUCAGUACUGUGUCUGCCACAGAGCAUAAAGACUUUCAGCUUUCCUGUUAUUCAACAGCCAAACUACAAACGGCAGGAGUGAACUCUCUGAAUGAUGAGACUGUUACAACCAAAAAGGUUUUGGAUUGUCCCGAGGUCACCAAUCUCACAAAAUCUAAACGGAGGAGACUACGCAGGGGACAUUUCAAAGGUCGGAAAAAGGUAUCUAAAACUUGUGUUGAGACUCCCAGUUUACAAAUACCAGUGGAGGAUGACAACUUCAAGAGUCAGAAAGAAGGUCAGGCCAAGGAAUCAUCAGGCCACCCACAGUUAAGUAAUCCUUCAGAUAUUGAUCGGAGGGAAGUUCAGCAAAAGUGCAAAUUGAGAAAACGGUCAUCAAAAAAUGAAACGGUUGGAUCGGCUUCUGUUGGAUUAGCAGUACCAGAGGAGAAAGAAACCGACCCUGGACAGCAGAGCUUGGAAAGCACCAUUUUAAUGGAACUUGAAGCUUGUCCUCUGAGAAGAAAAACAGAGCGCUGGGACUUAAAGCCGGUCAUCAGCGAAUGUGGCAGAAUAUUGGUUCCUCAUGGCUCUGUAGAUAUUGCUGAUCAGAUUAAGUCUUUAAAGGAUAAACUUCAAUCUACAAAAGAUGAACAGUGCCCUGGAGAAAUGUUGGUUGAUGACUCUGCGAAUGCUAAUGACACAGUCGAAAUGGAGCAAGAGUCUAGCACUGCUUCAGAGACGGCAGUGGACAAAACAGAGGCCACAACAUCCAAGGAUGGAGGGAACUAUCUUCAAAGUGUUGUGGACAAUGAUGUUAAUCCUGAACACAAUAUUUUGAGAGUGUCAGAUGAUGGCAAUGGUUCAUUGACUUUGAAUCAAGAGAGUAGUGAGCAUUCUUCGAAGACCGCAGCAACGCCUCCCUCAGAAGCAGUUAAAGAAAAAUUCACUAAUACCCUCUCUCCAGAAAAGAUUGCCACAAAGGGUGCAUUAUUGUUGAGUAAAUUAAAAUCAGUUCUUUUAAGAGGAAAGAGAAAAACGGAUCUCCUUGUGUCAGAGAAAAUAACUGCAGAUGUUGCUCAAGACACUGAGCCCUGUCUCAAGAAGGGCAAAGUUGAGACACACACCAUGAUGCUGAAGAGUAAUUAUACAAUCACAAGUGUCCAGGACACUAAUGUGCAUGUCAAGGAAGUGUCAAACAUGCUGUCAGUUGACCCUCUCUUUGCAUUUGCCCUCGGCCUUACCCCGAAGGAGACACCAGAUAAGAUACAGAAAACUAAGGAUACUCAACAAGGGACAGACUCAUCAGAGACGCAAGAACAAACCAUUUUAGACAAACAACCUCAAAUCGUACCAAGGCCUCCAUCAAUCUUUCCGAGAAGAGGAAGGAUUAAAAUGCUCAAAAAGCAUCAAGGCAUCUCUACAGAGUAUGUCAAAAAGAAAUGGUGGUUGCAUUUUCAAACCCCAGCUUGUUAUGCCAGUGACAAACUCAAAAACAAAGAGAGUACUAGGGAUAAUUCUGUAACGAAGACUGUUAAGGAAAAAAUGAACAGUGCUUGCUCAUCAACAGAUGCUUUGAACUUACUUGCUGACUUGGCACUCAGUGUCAGUAAUGACCAGGUCCCACCACAACCAGACCCAGCACUUGAGCGAAAACCUGAGAAAAAUUUGAAGAAGUGUGACCUUACAAAAGAUGUUACCAGUACUGAACAAGAGUCAGUUCUUCAUGCUCUGCUUAGACAGCCUGCUGUUAGACCAAUGCAACCUCUUGAGUCUCUUUCAACAAGCCAUCUUGGCGGAAUCAAUGAAUUGGUUGGUUUGCUAUCUAAAGAACAUGCUUACUCAUUGCCACCGUCUUCCUCUCUACUAUUGGGUUUGCCAGGUACGCCUUUCCAGGUUUCCCCUUUAAGUGGUUCGACCAGACUGCUGCACCAUCACCAGACAAAGUAUGGCGAUGGAAUUAAAACACUACACCCCUCUGUCAGCCAGAAAGUCAGAAGUGAACAAAACCACAUGACUCCAGAAAACUUGAAGAAACACAUAAUGCGCAGAAGAAAGUUCAGACACUCCCGUACCUUUGUUAACAAUGAUGAAUCUAUCCAAGUCACAAAGCAAUGGAAAGAAAACUAUGACUUUGAUCUAGACAGCAAGUUUACAAAUGACUCGAAGGAUAGAACUAUCGUCCGAGCCUUGCAUGGCUCAUGGGAUUUCUCCAUGCAAGACACCAGUGAAGAGGUGCGGCUGAUCGUCCACAUGUGGAUAGGUUUGUUCUACAGUCGGUCUACAGCCAGGUUCUUUAAUGUUGACUCGUACCCAUGUUCCGAAGAAAGUGAUUCUUUGGAAAUGUCCAGUGGAAUACUAUCAACCACAGCACAGUCUGAGCUCAAGGCCAAUUCAUUUGCUCUACUCCCAAGUGUGACAGCCACUGCAAACCCUUCCAUUUCAAAAGCUUUGGACCUCACCAAAAAAGAUGACUCUGUGUUGGAUCAAGGAUCUGUGAUUUUGGACUUGUCACUGAAAAACUCCAAUGCGAAGAUUGUCACCGCAGAGCCACAAGUCAACAGAAAAAAGACUUUUGUGUGUGGUAAUCUGAAAGAAACCAGUGAUACAUUGAACACACUCAAGUCAUCCGUGGGACUACAGGAGGCUAUCACAAUUCAGUGUUACAAAAAAAUGGUACAGUCCACAGAGAUUAUCAAUGAGUUGAAUGAUCUCAAAAGAACAUAUGAAAAUGAGAGGACUUGUACCCCUUCACAAAAAGCUGGGAGCCUGGAGCACACUGCUGUACAAGCUUGUAAAGAUGAUGGAACAUUCCUUCUUAUACAAGAAGAGAUGAAAAAGGUAUCCCUUCAGCCAGAAAUCUAUCAGAUUUCUUCAGGAAUUGGCCAUAUUUUACAUGGAUGCAACCAUGAGAAGAUCGAUAUGAAAGAUGGCAUUGAAAAUUUGGAAGCUACAGAGAUGAGUUUAUUGCAAAAACAUGGAAGGGAUUCAUCCAAAUCUGUGACCGACAUAGAGGUAGACUCCAACAAAGACACCGGUGAUAUGGUUCAUACAGUUAAGCAUGAUGAAAUUGAAUUGAAAGAAAAGCCAUGCCAAGAAGGCAAUGUAGAACCUUCUCCAAAAGUGAUUCAUACAGAUGAUGACUCAAAAGAAGAAUUGGGUAUAGUCUGCAAUGGAAGUCUUUUGGAAGAUGAGAAGCAGUCAUCUGGAGUGGAACCUAUAACAGUCUCACUAGGCAAGGCUGAAAAUGUUAAAGAUGUGGAUUGUUGUACAGUACACAACGGUAAAGUGAUUGAAGAUCCCUGUGGAAAGGAAAAUGGACUUGAUGAGAAAGACCGUUGUGUUUCACCUGUGGACUUAGUAAAUAAGGACUGCAUCACAGAGUGUAAUCACAAACCACCAUUGGAUGAGCAACCACCUGAAGCAAACAACGAAGAAGUUGCCUGUCAUGAUUUGCAUUUCAGAAAACCUUUUGCAAAUGGUAGUCCAUUGAUAGGAGGAAAAUGCCAUUUCAGAAAAAUCUCCUCAAGCGCCAUCAGAAAUGGAGCCUUUGUCUGAUGAACCUUCAAUUGAGGAAAAUUCAGAAAAUGCUAAUUGUUUGGCAGAUAGGACACAUCUUCAGAAGGCAGCAUUACCCAUGUCUGAUGAGAACAACUGUUCAUUAGAUGAGUCCUACGCAGAUGGGCAUAUUCCCCAGACAAAUGACACAGGACAAACAGAAAGCCACAACAAAGUAAUGGCAAACUUCAAUCUGAGUAGUGAGGGUCACAAAGAUCAGGAUACAAAAUCAAUUGAGGGAGAGCAAGAGGUUGGUAAGACAACUGAAAAAGAACGGAUUCAUCAUCAGUCUCAUUCACCUCAGUGUGAAGCUGAAGUGGCACUGACAAAAGAAACAAAUGAGGGAUUGGAAAAGAUCCACAAUUUGGUUUUAAUUCCAUUUAUUGGAAUAGACACGUCCAGAGAGGAUACAGUACAACCACACAACUUACGCUCCCAAAGCAAUAUUGAAAAAGUUGGCCAGGAAGAAGUACCUUGUAUUAGGGAAACUACCUACUCUGAAAUGGUCUUUCCCACGGGGGUAUGCAGUACAUCUAAAAUGAACAGUAAAAAGGAAGAACUGCCUGCUGGCAAAAGAAGAACUGCCUGCUGGCAAAAAGGAAGAACUGUCUGCUGGCAAAAUAUCUCUUUCACUUCUUGAUGUAAAUGAAACCAACCAGCCAUUGGUCUCGGGAAGUGAGUCUGACGACCGGUGCUCUACCCCAACUAUGGAUGAGAAGCCAUAUGAGUUCUUAACUUGCUCUGGCCCAGGUAGUACUAGUGCUUCUGCUUUUAGUGGCAGUGAAAACUCCGAAAAUAUGAAUCAGAAAUGUCUUAACAGAGACUUAACAUUCCUGCAGGAUGAGAUACCUCACAAGUCUACAGUUAACAGUGAUGCCAACCCUCAUCGUGAUCUUGACCCUGACGUUGAACAACGAACUCUAAGAGUUCUACAAAGUAUUGACAAGUUCCUCUCCAAAUCAAGCCAACCUGACACAUCCAGCCAGAUUGAAGUGGCUGACAUGAAACAAUCCCUUGAUCAAAUCAACCAUAACCCCAGAAGCAAGUCCAUCCCCACUUGCUUAGUCCCAUGCCACACCUCAUCUGACUUUAAGGACACCAAAAUGAGCAAUACAACGCCAGCUGUGGUGUCAGCCUCUACCUCACAAGAACUGCACACAGAAUCAACAGGUCACUUUCUCAUAUCACCUUUCAAAUGUAAAUUAGAGGAAGUACUUGGUGUAAAGUUGCAGCUUCAGGAAACGGUCUCAUCAGUUCAUCAACCCUAUUUUGAAAAAACAGAUACAUUAAAGGAAACCUCCGUAGAGCAAGAUUGUUGUCAUCCCUACAGAUCUGUUCCCUCUACUAAGAGUUUGCAAGCCAUUAUACCAAAUAUUGACCAAGAUGGACAUAAAACAACAUCAGAGACCAAUUUAAGUCAAGAACCACGUUCAUACAGUCAGCGUCCUGUCAUGGCAGUGAAACCAUCUAAGAGUGAUGAAAGUCUUGCAGAUUACAUCUCUAAAGACAAACAAAUUGAAAACGCUGUAAUGUCACAUUUUUCAAAAAAUGAACACCCUGUAGUCACAAUUACCACACCCAUUACCAUGCCCUCGGAGAAAAAGACAGAAAGUGUCAUGGUUACUUCUGGAGGACUAAAUGAUGAUAAGCAAGAAACCAGUGAGCUUCCUUCGAAGAGCAGUUGGUUAUCAAAUGUUAGUGACAGUACGCCUACAUCAGAUCAAGCUAAAUGUGUACUUCUAGAUCCCUUAUAUCAGCACCAAGGAAGGGACCUUUCCAAAUGUGUCAAGAUUCCUUUACCGUCUCUCCCUUUGCAGUCUUUUGAAUCUGUAAAAAGUUCCUUUGAACUUGUUGAUGGAAACCAAGGUUUCAUGACUCAUAGUAUAGUUGAGAAAGUUGGGCAAACAACUAAACAGAGCAUUGAGAUGGAUCAGAAAAACUUCUCUGACACAUCAACUUCACAUGCAGAUCAUAAAGAUGGUGGCAUAAUAGAGGACAGUCUUUCACUUGGACCUCAAAGCUCAAUCAUGUGUACAGUCUAUAAUACCAGCAGGAAGCGAUCUCAUUCUUUUUUGGAGCAGGUUUCUCAGAGGUGCAUACAAGAUGACCCAACUGAUGCGUCAAUGGAGCAGGAGUGCCUGAUCUUCUCAGAGAGAAUGAAACAACUUUUGAAAAGGAGUAAGAAGGGAGUCAUCUGCCAACAGGACACACAUGACAAACUGAAUUUGUCUUGCGCCAGUCCGGUGACUGUGCACUUUUGCAGUCUAGAGGAGCAGGAGGAUUUUGUGAAUCCCUUGAUGGCACAUUUUGAUGGACAGUCACUUGAUGGACACAUCAUUAAGGUAGACAUGUCUGACAGGAAAGACCUGGCAGACACCACAGAGGAAGAAAAUAGUAAAUUAUCUCAAGGACCAGAGAACCCAAUGGAACAUGCUGGAGUUUCUGGUUUGACUUCAGAGUGUGCCAGACUGUACAAAGAAAUGAUGAAUGAUGUUUGUACUGUCAAAAAUGUCACAUCUAGACCUAAGCACUUCAGAAUGGAUAGAGGUUACCCAAAGACUGAACCAAGUAACCAUUUUGACUUCUGUGAUCAAAUGAAGAGAGAGAUGGAUGAGAGUUUUCGCAGUAAUCUGAAUUCAGUCGUGAAGAAAUUCUGUAAAACAAAGUACAGAUUCUACGUAUUGGUGACGUCGGAGGAUACCUUCUUUGAGGAAACCAAGGCAAAGUUAGAGGCAGAGGGCCACACUGCUGUACAGCCAACAGAGUUCUUCCUUGGUGAGGGUAGUCCUUCAUCUCUACUCAUCAUCCUCAGGAAUGAAGACAUUGCAGCGCACAUUUGUGAGGUCCCGCAGUUGCUCGAGCUGAAGAAGUCACCAGGUGUGCAGUUUGCUGGAAUUGACGAACCAGAUGAUGUUGUGAAUCUUACCCAUCAGGAGCUCUUCACGAGGGGUGGCUUUAUAAUGUUCGACAGAGCAGAACUGGAGCAUCUCAGCCUUUGCAACAUCAAAAAAAUGUCAGACAUUUUGCAAGAGCGAAGCAGAACGGGGAAGUGGAAAUGGAUGUUGCACUACAGAGACAGCCGUCGACUGAAAGAAAAUGCAAGGUUGAGUGCAGAGGGAAAAGAGAAGAAGCACUUACUUAACUGUUGCCAAGAAGCUGGGAUAUUGGAGGUCUUGCCUUAUCAUGAGUGCGACCUCAUGUCGAGAGAUCAGCCCGACUAUCUUGCAUGUUUGGUCCGUUUGCAGGUCCAGAAUAUAACCGCGCGUUUCCCUGUUUUUAUAACCGAUACAACAGACAAUGAAUUUGCAAAGAAUGGAAUUUUAACAAUGACUUUCAACUCUUUCCUGACGUAUUCUCCAAGUGAAACAUUUACAGCCUGACCUGGACAAAGUCAGAUGGGCACUCUUUAAGUUGUGCUAAUUCAACAACCACACGACAAAUAACUCACGGGAUGGGUGAAAACAAUCAGUAAUUUAACAUUUUAUGGUGAUUUCACACAUACUACAUUUUAAUUAUUUAUUUUUUUGAGUACAUCACUUUAACUCUUUUGUAUGGAGCAAUAAUUAUUGAUUUAUUAUUUGUCAUGUUUUUUUGUUUCAUUUGUCAUCUAAGUUAUCAUUCAGUUAAUGAAUAUAGUGACAAAAAUGCCGAAAUAAAGGCAGGUUACUGUAUAUACUGUAUGCAUUUUGUAUUAUAUUUUUAUUGUAAAUUGUUUGGUUUUUUUACACUAUAUUUUUUUUGUCUUCACCAUCUCAACUUUAUACAUUUGCUGCAGAAUCAUUAUUACCUCUGUCGAGAAGGUUAUAUUUUAGGUUGUUAGUUUGGUUGGGUUAGGGUGUAGCAGGGUUAAGGUGUAUUAUAGGUACAUUCUUCACUUACAAAAACAGCCUUGGCCUUAGUUUUUGAGUAAAAUUUAACAACACAGCUAAAUUAGGCUGUUUUCAAAUGGUGUAUAUUUUAUAUAUGUAAAUAUACUAUGGUACACUGUUGAGGUUUCUGACUGAUUCCUAAAUAGUGAGUGUUGAAUAGUUGGAGCACAACCAUUUCACAUUAUUACUAAGCACAUAAUGUGUGUAUAUACAUGACUGUACAGAGCAACUUGACUGAUAAUAAAGAUGUUUCUUUAAUUGUUUUGCAUUAAUAAAAAAAAAUCAGCCAUACAGGCUGAAUAAUCUA